Messenger RNA from Musca domestica (house fly), 1401 nucleotides. RefSeq lists its product as uncharacterized. Gene Ontology annotation, cellular component: membrane. Gene Ontology annotation, biological process: transmembrane transport. Bases 385 to 1338 code for a protein of 317 amino acids. Gene Ontology annotation, molecular function: transmembrane transporter activity. The transcript has a single exon. Lineage: Eukaryota; Metazoa; Arthropoda; Insecta; Diptera; Muscidae. The record is from RefSeq and is a predicted model, not a curated record.
UAAUAUUUAUCUCUGCUGGUAUGUUCCUGGGAGAUCCAGGCCCAAGAGUUUGCUUCACCAACAAACACUGGCCAAUGAGUUGGUUCAUUGGAGCAAUAGUCGGUGUUAUUUUGGGCGCCAUUAUUUGUAACCGAAUACCAAAGAAACUGAUAACGGUAAGCUUCGCAGUUCCAAAAGAUUUCUCGCAUUUAUUCAAACAAAUUUUGAUGUUUCCCGUGUUUUGCUGCAUUGUUGGUAACCGUUUCGGGCAUAUUGUUGGUGGCAGAUCCACGCUCAGAGGAUGCCCUGUUGGCAGCACGUUACAUCAAUGGCUGUGCCUUGGGUCUGGUAUUUCCCCUGACAUUUGUUCUGGUGGGUGAAGAAUGUGUGAAAAGUUUACGUGGUAUGAAUGCCGCCGCCGUCGGUUCGAUGUGCCUACAGUUGGGCUCAUUUAUACAGUCCAUUUAUUCGUUUAGUUGGCCACAGGAUGCCUUAUUCGAUGGCGCCCAAAAGAUGGGUAUACUUUCGAUUUUCUGCGGAUUCUUAAGUUUUAUUAUGGCAUACACUAUGCAAUUGGAAUCACCGAUUUUAUAUUUAGCACAUGGUCAGGAGGAAAAAGCAAUCGAUAUAUUAAGACGCCUACAGCGGCCAUUUACAGUAACACGCGAGACCUAUGAACAGCUAUCGGAACACAAACAAUAUUUGGGCGAAAGUAGUGAUAUGACAUUGUUGCAAAGCGCCAUCAUCGGACUGCCGGCUCUUUUGAAAUUAUCUUUCUAUAGGGCAUUUUCGGCUGCUAGUACCUGUUUCUACAGCUACUUUGCUUUUUCCUAUGUCGUAUCAAUUGCCUUUCGAUACAAUGAUGUAUGGGCUUAUAAUGUGUAUAGUUUCUUGGCAUGGAUUGGAACACUGAUGGUCACCUUUAUAAUCGAUUCACAGGGUCGUAGAACACCAACGAUUAUUGGAUUCUUUUGUUGUAUUUUUAAUGACAGAUUAAAUAUCAGAAAUCGUGAGACAAUGGCGGUAGUGGUGUUCCUCCUGAUGGCGUAUCAAUUGUUUGCCUGUAUUUCAACAGCAUCAUCAUCUGUAUAUCUUUCGGAGGCAUUUCCAUUGGCCGUAAAACCUUACUAUGUUGCCAUUACCUUUAUUGUGGAGAUGUGUAUUCACCUCUUGAUUAUUGCCAUUUGUUCGAGGCCGUUGCGUUCCAACGUUUACGAUUUGCCAGAAUACUUCAACACUAUGGGUGGGUUAUCAAUCGCAUUAUUGAUCAUGGCUAUAGUUGCAUUGCCAGAAACCAAGAAAAAUACAUUGCGAGAAUGUUUAGCUAAAUUUCGAAAAUUUAUAAAUUAUCAAUUUUGAUUGAUCAUUUCAAUUAAAUUUUCAAAUAAUCUAUAAAAAUAUAUAUACAAUUAAUAAAUAUGU